UAGAGUGGCGCUCGGCUCACGGAGAGCCGACUGGAGUCGUGCUGUUGUGGCGAUCGUGUGUGCGUGAGUGGCAUGUUGUACAUCCUGCCGCCCCCCAGUGCUCCGGCCCCCCCGUCCCCCUGGACCACUAUAUGCUCCUCCAGGACGUCCAAGGCAUGGUUGGCCUUCACAGACAAACGACCGCCCCCGCGGCCUCUACGGAAAGAUUCUGGCGCAGGAGGGUCCACAGAUGAAGAGGAUUCGGCUAAAAAUGGCAGAAGCCUGAGCGAGUGCUACUUCGCGGGCAAGGGAGCGGCACUGGUGCUGCCCCCCAAUGAGCGCCUGGUCUCCUGGCCGGGGGCCCGCCAGCCUAGCCCCGCCGGCGGCACCGACAUCCAGCAACACCUGCAGUCCAUGUUCUACCUGCUGCGGCCGGAGGAGACGCUCAAAAUGGCCGUCAAGUUGGAGAGCGUGCACGUUCAGCGGACCCGGUACCUGGUGGUGGUCUCGUGCAUGGGUCGCAACCACGACACGGAGGAGAGCUGCCUGCUGGGUAUCGACUGCAACGAGCGCACCACCGUGGGCCUGGUCCUCAAGGUGCUCGCCGACACCACCAUCACACUCGACGGCGACGGAGGGUUCAGUGUGACUGUAUGUGGAAGGCACCAUAUCUUCAAGCCAGUGUCAGUGCAGGCUAUGUGGUCUGCGCUACAGACACUACACAAGGUUAGCUCGAAGGCGCGGGAACACAACUACUUUUUGGGAGGCGUGACACACGAGUGGGUAUCUUACUAUGAGCAGCGCAUCGAGUCCGACCGCUCGUGUCUCAACGAGUGGCACGCCAUGGACAGCUUGGAGUCACGGCGACCCCCCUCACCGGACUCUCUACGGAGCAAGCCGUGUGAGCGGGAGGCGACACUGACAUUAGUGCGGUCUUCGCUGAAGGAGAUCAUGAUGUCUGUGGAUUUGGACGAAGUGACCAGCAAACAGGUCCGGACACGCCUAGAGGAGGUGUUGGACAUGGAUCUGGGCGAGUACAAAUCGUUCAUCGACCAGGAGAUGCUGGUGAUCUUGGGUCAGAUGGAUGCUGCAACGGAGAUAUUCCCUCAUGUCUACCUUGGUUCCGAAUGGAACGCAUCCAACCUUGAGGAACUUAAUAAAAAUGGUGUCUGCCACAUACUGAAUGUGACCAGAGAAAUUGACAACUUCUUCCCCGGGAUGUUUGACUACAUGAACGUACGUGUUUAUGAUGACGAGAAGACUGAUCUGCUCAAACAUUGGGAUGACACCUACAAAUACAUCAAUAAGGCACAGACGCAAGGUUCGAAAGUCCUUGUCCAUUGCAAGAUGGGUGUAAGUCGCUCCGCUUCAGUGGUGAUUGCAUAUGCAAUGAAGGCGUACAACUGGGAUUUCAAGAAGGCACUAGAAUAUGUGCAGCAGAAAAGGAAUUGCAUCAAGCCUAACACCAAUUUCAUCUCUCAGCUAGAAACGUACCAGGGUAUCUUAGAUGCAAUGAAGAACAAGGAGAAGCUGCAGAGGUCCAAGUCUGAGACGAACCUGAAGACAAGAGAGUGUGUGGUGGUGGCGGCGUCCGAGCGGUCUGUAAGCGAGGGUGAGGGAGGAGACCAGGAGAGGCGAGGCACUCCACCCCGCUGUCGGCUGAACGUGGCAGGGACAGAACUGGCGAGGGCGGGCUGUCGACCCAAGAGUUGGUCUCCGGACCACGCCACUGCCAACCUGCUCUUCACCACAACACCUGCUCCGACGUCAGUGUCUAUGGAGAGGUUGGACAGGACAGAGACUACCGAUGUCCAGGUGGAGCCCCCCGCCCCCCCACCACUACCACCCCCUCCUGUCGAGGCCCGCAACUACAACCUGCAUGUCAGGAUGCCCUGUAGCAACGGCUUAUCGUACAGCGUUUCUCAGAACAAAAUCCUGCAACUCUCCUCCAACCAGAGCCCAGAGGUGCCGUCGGUGAAGCACCGUGUGAAUGCCCUGGAGUCCCAGAACGGCAGUGUGACACCUCAGCUGGGCCGUCGAACCGUGGACCGCAAGGGGCUGGUGCUGAACCUCACGUCCCAGUUCGAGGAGGAGUCUCCACCCCUUCAGGCCAACAAGGACACCUGGGACCCCGGAGAGCGCGAGCGAGAAUGUGAAGUGAAGUGCGAGACUCGAACGCUCGGUAGGAAGGUGCGAACCGACGGUGACCCUUUCUCCAAUCGCUUGGACAGGGUGUUCGACCGGGAAGAACGCAAAGUGCAGAGGAACGUUCCUAGUGUCGUGACUGAGGACGCGAUCAAAGAGUGUGAAGUGUCGCGGCAGAGCAGUUGGAGCUCCUAUGACAGUGCGGUGGUGUUGGGUGACCCGAGAGACUGCGUGUCGCGACAGAGCUCCUGGGGCUCGGGAGACACCAAGUGUUGUACCCUGCCUUCUAGAAACAGUUCCUGGGGUUCGUACGACAUGAGACCGACGGAGUCGUGGAACCCCGGUACGGUGAAACGUACCAAACAAAAACUGGAGGAGGGGAUCAUAGACACGGCCAAGAGGGUCUGUCAAGACAUUAGCAAUACUUCUCCCCCCGAACCAUCCCCCCCUCCGGACACGGACUCUCGGACCUCUGUCAAGGGGACAACCGACCUUUUAGAGAAUAGGAAUGGGGAAAAUUCUGUGCACGUUACCAGGCGGUGUGUUUCCGUUGACGAGUCGAAGCUCGGGACUAUUUCGGAUUCGAACGAGACCCAGAAAAGCGUCCUGGGUCUGGUCCAGAAUCUCAAAAAAGAAUUUGAAGCGAAGUCGGUCGGUGCGAAAACGGACAAGACGCCGGAAGAGACCACGGAACCUAAGACUGAAGAGACCGGUAAGGUGAGGAGUCUGCCCAGCUCACCGGUCAGUGAUCGGACCGAGAAACCCAGUCCUGCCACCUCACUAGAAGAUCUGUCCGUUCGGAAACUGGUCGGAAAGUACGAAGAUAGGCCGACAUUCCCCCAACCGCCUGUACCUCCAAGGAAAUCUAGUCUAGAUCCUCAACCAUUAGUGAUAAAACAUUCGUCUCUUUUUGUACAUAACGUGAAGAAAGCUCGACCGCCAGUGAAGACUUGUAUUCCCACCCCUAGUGCGGUUAUGGCUAGUGUCGUCGCGAAGGCUGCCAGUAAAAAACAGCAACAAGGCAAGACCCAUCCUCUAGCUAGGUUAGCGUUGAACAAGCAACGGCACACCAACGCCGUGUACAACACCAUGUAAUGUUUGUCCAGCGGAAAAACUUAUACCAAACAAGCUCUUGUGAUUCAUUAAUUGUAAAAAUAGAACUAAACUUAUAAAAAAUAUUUUUAGCGUUCAUGAUGUAAACCGUUCGUAAAAACAUUAUUUUUCUAUAUAUAUGGAUAUAUUGUGUUUGUUAUAAAAUUGUACUAUCUCGUCAUUUUAUUCACUGCCAAUCCAGCUGGUCCUGGCUCGUGAUAAAAUUUUAUAAUAUUACUUGAAAUUUUACUUAAAAGAGUAUCGCAUUUUGACAAUUUUACGUUUUUGAUUUUGUGAUCGCUGUGAUUUUAAUAGGCCACUGUGACUAUCUAGCUUAAACACAUCACCAUUGAAUCUCAUACUGUAUAUACAUGGCUUCUGCCGUGAUCAUCUAGUCUCCGUGUGUGUGUGUAGCGUUCGGUGCGAUAGGUAUUAAACAUUCCCAGAGAAUGGAUAUGCACAGAUAAUAAAGUCGAUUUUGCUCUUUCGCAUUUGUUUGCUUUUUAAACGCGCAGUAAUUUUUGUUGCAACGUUAUCGGUUGUAUUUACUAUGAUCAAUUUGAAAUUAUUACAAAACGUUUUAUUAGUCGUGAUCCACUUUGUUUCUGUGCCUAGCUUUGUCAAGUGUACAUUUUUGUAUUAUAGUUUGUAUGAAAAAGUAAAAGUUUUUAUUGCUUAAAA
Messenger RNA from Homalodisca vitripennis (glassy-winged sharpshooter), 3897 nucleotides. It is a transcript of the gene ssh, whose product is annotated as protein phosphatase Slingshot. The coding region runs from base 73 to 3219 and encodes 1048 amino acids. The record is from RefSeq and is a predicted model, not a curated record. Gene Ontology annotation, molecular function: actin binding; protein tyrosine/serine/threonine phosphatase activity. Lineage: Eukaryota; Metazoa; Arthropoda; Insecta; Hemiptera; Cicadellidae. Gene Ontology annotation, biological process: protein dephosphorylation; negative regulation of actin filament polymerization; actin cytoskeleton organization. Gene Ontology annotation, cellular component: cytoplasm. The transcript has 12 exons.